AUGGAUCUGACAGAGUGGUACUCAGAAAUCCUGGCUGCUACGCCACCGCUGACCUCAACUGGCCACCCAGCCACGCCAACCCGACGAGACUUCAAGCGGGACUCCACGAGAGAAGACCGAGGGUCGACCAAGAAGGACCAGAGACGAGAGAGCAGUCACCGGGUGGACCAGAGCACCAGUCCGUUGAGGGACUCGUGCAAGCGCGACGCCAGAGCGGAGCAGCCGAGCCGGCAAGUGUACAUAGCAUCAUUCGACGAGGAAGGCGAGCAGACCCCCGGCUGGCGGCGCGUCGGGCCUGAGGGUCUCAUCAACCUGGAGAAGGUGUACCGGACCCAGGCAGUCAUGGACCACAUCGCCAGCUUCCAUCAGCAUCACUACGCGCUGGCACGCAACCACAUGCCUGUGUUUGGGGACUAUCUCAGAACAGCAUUGCUAGCGUGCGACGAGCCGGUCUUCGCUCAGUCCUCCACCAAGACCACGGGCUGUGACUUCGAGAACGAGGCUCUAUACGAGCUGGAGGGCGGAGGCUACUGCCCCGUGCAGCCGCUGCCGCAUGACCAUGGCGUCACCAUGUUCCCGCUGGCGGCGCAGGGGUCUGAUAGAAUAGACCGGCAUAUUCUUCAGAUCCUCCACCACGGCAGCGCGUGCGUGGUGUGUGAGGCCGAGUGGGGCGGCGCGGCGGCGCAGUUGCGGCUGGAGCGGGCAUGUGCCCUGCUCGCGUGGUGUCGGCCUGCUCAUCCUCAUCAUACACAUCAUGGUGACACACCUUCAGAUGGUAUACAGCAACCAGAAAUUAGUCUUUCAUACAAUCCGGAGGAGGUGAUACCUUUGAAGUACACGGCAAAUCUGGCGCAUGAAAACGAAGCUGGAAUUGUUGGGGAAGAAGGAUUCAUCGAUCUGCAAUGUGUGAAAGAUAUGCGGUUAGGUGGAAAACUCUUGGAUUCCAGAGAAAUUCAGGAGCUUUUAGCUUGCGCUAAGAAACACGGGCUGGAUGCCCAGGGACCAGAUGGCGCGAACAUCAUAUCUUUAGUAUACGGAAAUACGUUGAGUGAUAAUCGAACUGUACAUUUUAUGUUUCCCACUUAUUUGUAUAGGGUAUGGGCAGUAGGUUUACAUUCUGUAAUUAAAUCACUUAUAAGUCAAUCCAAGCUAGCGGACAGAAGUUUGGCGUGGCUGAAAAAUAAGUAUACUGCUUUGUAUUACGAAGAUGGGUGCUGCUGUGAACCAUUAGUCUCUGACGCAAUAAGGGUAUUCGGCGGACGAGAAUCGACUUGCGGCAGCUCAUCCCAUUCUACUCCAGUAAAAGGUGCCUUCGGAGACUCACAUUGUGACUCCAUAAGAAAUGCUGGAAUUAAGUUUAAGAAGAAUAAGUCAACAUCAGAGCUAAAAACCAGCUCACCGAGGAGCUACGGCUCAUCGCACACUUCCGGGACGAGGAGUGAGGAUGAAGUGGUUCAGGGCUCACCAAGACAUAGUUCAUACACAUCAACGAUGAGCCACCACCACCACCAGCACGCGUCGUGCGCGCCGCGACACAGCAGCCUCACGGCGGCCGCCACCAGCAUCAUGGGGGGGUCGCCUAAUAGGAGUAGUUUAAGAAGAUUAGAAACAAGUGAACGGUUUUGGGAGAAUUUAAAGCACCUACGGACGGGAUCCGUGGGAUACGAUACACAAUUAGAUUUUAUGGACUUCGUUGCCUUAUUUAGAAGCUUUAGUUUAGUGAUGCGGUCUGAGCUCCGAGACGUUUUCGAGCAAUUAGCAGUACCCCGGAACAAGUCUCCUCUACUCGGCUAUGAGAAGAGCAGAAGUUCUCCUGAACUGUUUAGGAGUAAAGCGGUGUUUAGGACAGGCCUACUAACAAGAAACGGAUCAUUAGAUUUGGAGCCACCGAGUGAUAAGGCGGCAAGGAAAAAGGCUUUCGACUUACUAGCUGCCGCAGCUUUACCUGGUGCCUGUCCAGAUGUGGGUGGGCGAGUAUUAUCAUUGCCGACGUUAGGCAAAUUCUGUGAAACAAGACAAAACGAGCCAAAGACUGAACAACAACUAAAAGACAUCAUACAGAGGCACGAGCCCGACCCGGCGUUGCGGGCGGAGGGGUGCUUGUCCUUUGAGGGCUUCGUGCGCUUCCUGACAGACAAAGACAACUAUGCUUUCGUGCCGGAGCAGCGGAGAGCUACUAACCAUAGUCGGAAAACCAACCCCAUCCUAGAAGACGAGGAGCUAUCAUCACAAACGACCAGUACGACCAGCGAUGCGGGCGGCCCCCUCAGCCAGUAUUACAUCGCGAGCAGCCAUAAUACCUACCUGACGGGACAUCAGCUGAAGGGCGAGUCUUCGGUCGAGCUGUAUAGUCAGGUGCUGCUGACAGGAUGCCGCUGCGUGGAGCUGGACUGCUGGGACGGGGACGACGGGAGCCCCGUCAUCUACCACGGACACACCUUCACCACCAAGAUACCCUUCCGCAGGGUCGUCGAGACCAUUGCCAGGAGUGCCUUCGUAGCGUCCCCCUACCCGCUGAUCCUAAGCAUCGAGAACCACUGCAGCCUGCCGCAGCAGCAGGUCAUGGCCAGCACGUUUGAGGCAGUGUUCGGAGACAAGCUGGUGACGUCGUUCCUGUUCGAGGCCGACUACACGGACGAGCCGCGCCUGCCCAGCCCCGAGCAGCUCAAGUAUAAGGUGCUGAUCAAGAACAAAAAGCUGCUGCCGCUGCAGUCCAGCCCGACGGUCGGCAUGACCGGCGCCAGCUCAGCGCAGGCGCACAGCGGGGCGCUGGCCACCGCCUUCAGAUCAAACGGCCUGCGCACCACGAGCUCAUCGCUACCGGAACAGAGCAACAGGAGUAGCUCGCUCAUGUCCAACCAAUCAGCGGGCAGCUCGCUGACUGAGUACUUCUCCGAUGAGGACUAUGAAGAGGAUGAUGAUGAGCUUGAUGAAAAAGAGCUCCACAAGAUCCUAAACUCGAUGGAAGAGAAGUGCGGGCGCACGUCUCUGUCACUCUACCAGAGUUUUCGCAGGGGUGACGGAGACAGCGAUAUAACCUUCAGCAGCAUGAAACAGUCAGCUGCGAGGAAGAGGAGCAACCAGAUCGCGAGGGAGCUGAGUGACAUGGUCACUUAUGUACAGGCAAUCAAGUUCCGAGGCCUGAGUCCGUUGUCUCCGCGCAGCUCGGUGAAGCAGGGCAGCAGCCACAAGGACACCGCGCCCUGCAGCAGCUUCGAGUCCUCUGAGAGCAGCGAUAGUGCUGGCACCCAACUGGCUCCAACCCACACAGCCAGCACCCUCGGCCGCUGCCUCACAGCCCCGGCUAUCCACCACCCCUGCUAUCGAUGUUCAUCCUUGAACGAAGCCUGUGCGAAGAAGAUCUGUCGGAAACACCCAUUGGCUGUGGUUGCCCAUACUGAGACGCAGUUAGUUAGGACGUAUCCUGCUGGGUUAAGAAUAGACUCGUCCAACUUCGACCCAGUGGUGUUCUGGUCGUGUGGCGUGCAGCUGGUGGCUCUCAACUACCAGACUGAGGACGCGGCUAUGGCGGUCAACGCGGCCAUGUUUGAGAGCAACGGCUGCGUCGGCUUUGUGAGGAAACCGCCGGUUAUGUGGGACUGCACGCAUAUCGCUUACAGACGGUUCAACCCAAUGGACAAGGAGUUCGACGGCAUCCACGCCUCACGACUGACUCUCUCCGUGAUAUCCGGACAGUACGUGGCCGAGCACGUCUACUCGUUCUACAACGCUUGGGUGGAAGUUGAGGUGCUUGGGGUGCCAGCUGACUGCGCUAAACAGAGGACCAGAGUGGCCAGGCGAAACGCAUUGAACCCUACUUGGAAUGAAACAUUCACUUUUAAGAUAAACUUCCCCGAGCUGGCGUUUGUCAAGUUCGAGGUGUACGACGCGGACACGAGCUACAUGCUGUCGCAGCGAGUGAUCCCGCUGCAGUGCCUGAGGCCGGGGUACCGCCAUGUCAGGCUGCGAUCACCAACAAACCAGCCUCUCAACAUGGCAUCACUUCUUAUAUUCUCUCGCUGCACGGAAGAGCUGGCCGGGGAAUCCUGUCGAGGGGACCUGGACCUCGGAGACAGCACCCAGCGGCGCAAGAUACACUUCCUAGUAGUGUAUGCCGUGUCGAGGCAUGAACCGUACUCCAUACUGAAGGUCACACAGGAUACUACUGCUAAUGAGGCCAUAGCCCAAUGCUUAACGAAAGCCGGCGUUUGCAGAUCUUCGCGAGGAUCCUAUGUCCUAGUCGAAGAGAAUUCAUCAAGAGCUCCAACUCACAGGGUGUUAGCGCCUCACGAGCGGGUCCUGCGCGUGUCGACGGCGCGCUCCGGCAGUCGCCUGCUGCUGAAGCGAGUCGGCGACGACCCCAGCAGCCGCGCCUGGCUCACCAGCAUCAGAUCAUCAAGCACCGAGCGUCUCCGAGCGGAGUCACCUUCAGACGAGGACACCGCCACCACCGCCACCUCCAGCUCACAGACCAAGGAGGAGGAGCGCCCGCCAGCCGACUCGUUCCUCGUCUGUGUGCAUAAUGUGUCGCCGCAGAUACCGUAUGCUAUACUGAAGGUUCCUCUAAGUGCCACGGCGUCGUUCGUCGUCUACCAAGCCUUGACUAAAGCGAGAUGUCAUGAUGAUCCUAAAAGGUUCGUGCUUGUGGAAGAGCUGGAGUGGGGUGGCCGCGCGGGCUCCGGACCACAACAGAGGGCCCUGGCUGAUGAUGAAGUGGUUUAUACCGCUCAGACACCUGAGGAGAAAUCAUUUAAGGAAUUAAUUGAUAUUGUGGGCAGCCAUCUUGAACCACAGCGGUCGGAUAUAGCCGAGCGGCACAUGUUCCGACACCGACGACAACGUAACGGCGAAUCGUUGAGCGAUUAUCUGCAGGCCUUGAAACAUCUAGCCAGCACCUGCAAUUUCAAGGACACGCUCGAAGAAAAUUUGCGAGAUCAGUUCGUGUCGGGGCUAGCCAGUGACGUCAUGCGAUCACAGCUGUUCGCAGUCACGGAACUAUCUUACAAAAGAGCUAUCGAGCUAGCCUUCGCUUUGGAGGCAGCGGAGCGGCAUGCGGUGGCGAGCGGCUCGGGCUGCACAGCGGCGGCGGCGGGUCAGGCUGGAGGCGCGGGUGGCGCGGCGGCGGCGGCCGGCGAGCCGCUGCACCGCGUGGCGGAGCGCGGAGGCAGCAGCCGCGGCGGCGGAGGCUCGGGCGGCGGCGCCCCCGGGGCCGGCUCGGCCCGGGGCAGGCGCAUGGCUGUGGGGCCCUCGCGCCCGUUGGACGCUCAUAGUAAGUGGAUCGAGGUACAAAAGAUGGAGGGGACCAACGCACAGUCAGUGGUGAACAAACUGCGCGAGCUGUUCGCUCGGUUCGGGCUGCCGACGCAGCUGGCUACCACUGGCGUACCUCCAGCCGUGUCCUUAUUAGGAAGAAGGUUGCGUAGUAGGCUGGACGCGCUGCGGCCCACGACGGCGGAGGUGGUGUGCGUGGCGCAGGAGCGCGCCGUGGAGCGCGGCGGCGGCCUGGAGCGCCAUCUGGAGGUGGGCGCGCGCGUGCUGGCGCGGGACUACCGGCCGCGCGCCUCGCGCUGGGCGCACGGCGAGGUCAUCGCCAGGCCCUCUCCGCGCACGUACCGAGUGCGCCUCGGUGAAGGAGGUGAGUGCACGCGGCACAUCGACCAACUGUUAUUGGAUAAGUCUUCCAACGAAAAAGAUUCUCAGCCGGGGCGACCUCUGUCUCCUAUGACCAGUAUUGAAGAGGAGUUUGUUGAUGCAAUUGGGUCAGCCGAUAAUAACGAAACGGCCAACUGGAAGACCCUGGGCCGCUUCGUGCUGCAAGAGGGGGGGUGCUCCGCCCCGCUGCCGCGGCACCGCGCCGCCAUCGCCCGGAUACAGCGCGGGCUCAGCAUCACCAGGCCUGUCAUCACUGGUACUGUAUACCUAUGA
Messenger RNA from Plutella xylostella (diamondback moth), 5925 nucleotides. Lineage: Eukaryota; Metazoa; Arthropoda; Insecta; Lepidoptera; Plutellidae. The record is from RefSeq and is a predicted model, not a curated record.